Molecule: messenger RNA, 2241 nt
Organism: Triticum dicoccoides
Lineage: Eukaryota; Viridiplantae; Streptophyta; Magnoliopsida; Poales; Poaceae
Product: formin-like protein 6
Exons: 4
Coding region: 208-2022 (604 amino acids)
Source: RefSeq, a predicted model, not a curated record
CCCCCAAAUCCAUUCCCAUAUAGCCGCCGCCGAGCCCCCCGAGCCGAGCUACUCCUCCCCACGUCGUCUCCUCCACCCCACCCCACCCCACUCCGCCCCCUCACCCCUCGCCGCCCGCCCGCCGGCUGAUUGGGCGGCCCUGCUGCCCGUAGCAUUUUUGAAUUCCGCGCCCCGGGCGGCCCAUCUGCCCUCCAGGCGCCGCCGCAGAUGUCGCUGUAUUUCCGGCGGCUCUUCAACCGGCGGCCGCCGGCCGGGCUCGUCGAGAUCUCCAGCAACAUUCUGGUAUUUGACCACUGCUUCUCCACGGAUAUGCUUGAAGAAGACGAAUUGAAGCCAUACAUUGGAGGCAUCUUAAAACAGCUACUUGCGCGCUACUCCAUUGAUUCAUUAAUGGUAUUCAACUUUGAGGGAGGAAAGAAGAACAACCAAACUGCCCGCAUUUUCUCAGGCUAUAAUAUGAGUGCGAUGGGUUAUCCACGUAACUAUGAGGGGUGUCCUUUGCUCACCUUGGAGAUGAUUCACCAUUUUCUUAGGUCUAGUGAAAGCUGGCUCUCAUUAAGCCAGGACAACUACCUGCUUAUACAUUCAGAACACGGUGGGUGUCCGGUCCUUGCUUUCGCAUUGGCAGCCCUACUGGUUUACCUCCGAAGGUGCAAAGAUGAGAGGAAGGCGUUGGAGAUGAUCCACAAAUAUGCACCACCUGGGCUGGUUGAGCUCUACUCACCACUGGACCCAGCACCUUCUCAUUUGAGAUACUUGAAGUAUGUGUCAAGACGGCACAAAUCACCAGAAUUGUGGCCUCCUGCUGACAGGACGUUGAACUUGAACUGUGCAAUCAUCAGGACGGUACCGAAUUUUGAUGGUGAAGGGGGAUGUAGGCCAAUAUUUCGAAUUUAUGGCCCAGACCCCCUGGCUCCUCAUGACAGCAGUGCCAAAGUUCUCUUUUCAACUCCGAAGACAGAUGAUUUUGUCCAGCUUUACACGCAGGAAGACAGUGAGAUAAUCAAGAUUAAUAUCCGAUGUCCUGUUCGAGGAGACGUUGUCAUGGAGUGCAUCAGCCUGGAUGAGGACUUUAAACAUGAAGUGAUGGUAUUCAGAGUUAUGUUUAGCACGGCUUUUGUUCAAGACAAUCUUCUGUUACUUGAUAGGGACGAGAUUGACAUUCUGUGGGACACGAAACACCGGUUUCCCGUAGACUUCAGAGUUGAGGUUAUAUUUUCGGAGAUCGAUGCGACCACAUCGAUUAACACUUCUGAGCCAUCAAGCGAAAGUGAAAGCAAUCACAUCACGGAUGCUGCAUCAGAACAGAAGGGUUUGAACAUCAGAACAGAAAUGAGCAAUGGCACACCUGAACAUAACAUUCCAGAUAGCAGAUCUGUCCAGACUUCUCAGACGGAACCAGAAAAUAUCCAUUCUUCUGCACCAGAAGCUGAAUCCGUAGGUCCAACCACUCAAGAUCGUGAACUCUCCAUGGAUGCACCAAAGUCUGAGGGUGACAACGAUGCUAUUGCUGAUACAUCAUCCUCGCAAGACGCUGAAUCUGUAGGCCCAACCUCUCAAGAAGAUGAACUCGCCGAGAACGCUUCUGCAGGGGAGGAAUCAGAAGGGAGUACAACCAAUAGCACAGCCAAUUCUGAUACGCAGUUGGCAGACCCCCCAGGUUCAGAAGCUGACGCAGCCACUGCUGAACGUUCUGACACUAACUCAGAGUCAGGUUCACCUUCAAGCAGAGCUUCGUCUAGCUCGCCAAAGUUUGACGAAGAUACCGAGAACGCUGGAACAGCUGGGGCCGAAGCACAGUCGUCUAGCUCGCCAAAGUUUGAUGAAGAUACCGAGGACGCUGGAACAGCUGGGGCCGAAGCACAGUCGUCUAGCUCGCCAAAGUUUGACGAAGAUACCGAGGACGCUGGAACAGCUGGGGCCGAAGCAGAGUCGUCUAGCUCGCCAAAGUUUGGCGAAGAUACCGAGGACGCUGGAACAGCUGGGGCCGAAGCACAGUCAAUAGAACUGGAAGGAUCUUGAGACUAUGACGGGCUGCUACUGUAAACUGGGGCAGCACUGGUCCAUGGUGCCGCCCUAAAUGUAGUUUAAACACAUACACUUCCACAGUAGAGUGGAGAAUUGCUGGUCGUCCUGACCAAAAGCAUUGUACAGUUUACGUUGGUUAAACAUGUGAGAAAUUUUCAGACCAUCUUCAGAUUUUGGAGUCGAGGCAUAUGGUAGCUGGAGGUAGAGCUUCAA